AUGGAUAAAGUUGUUAAAAUGUUAGAAGAUGCUGUAGAAUUUGUUGGCAAAGAGAAUGUGGUUCAAAUUGUUACAGACAAUGCUGCUCAUUAUAAGGCUGCUGGAGAAAAGUUAAUGGAAACUAGAAAAAGUUUCUACUGGACACCAUGUGCUAUGCACUGCAUUGAUUUGAUAUUGGAAGAUUUUGAAAAGAAGUUAAUGGUGCAUGAAACAACCAUAAAAAAGGGAAGAAAAAUCACCACUUUUAUCUACUCCAAGGGUAUGCUCAUACACAUGUUGAGGAAUUUUACAAAGGGAAAGGACUUAAUUUGGCCAGGUGCCACAAGAUUCGCCACUGCCUAUUUGACUCUUGCUUGUCUUCAUGAUAAUAAAGGACCAUUGAUGACUAUGUUUAUUUCUGAUGCUUGGAAGACAAUUAAGGUUGCAUCAACGCCUGAAGGAAUAAAAGUCCAAAACAUGGCCUUGGAUAGUAGGCCGUGGAAGAAUAUUGUUAUAUGCCUCAAGGCUACUACUCCUCUCAUUACGGUCCUUCGCUUGGUAGAUUCAGAUGAAAAACCAGCCACGGGUUUCAUAUUUAAAGGCAUGAGAAAAGCCAAAGAAACAAUCAAGACUAACUUCAGUUGUGUUAAAAAGAGUUAUGAACUUAUAUGGGAAAUUAUUGAUGGAAGGUGGGAAAGCCAACUACAUAGGCCAUUGCAUGCUACUACGUAUUAUCUUAAUCCUUAUUAUCAGUAUGAACCAAAUUUUGUGGUUGAUGAUGCUGGCAUUAAGAUUGGUCUAUAUAAUUGUUUGAAAAAAUUGGUUCCUAUCCAAGAAGAAAGAAAAAAGAUUGGUCUACAACUUCCUGAUUUUUAUUAUGCUAGAGGCCUCUUUAGCAAUGAAACUGCAAAGAGUAGUAGGAAGACCAUGCUACUGCUGAGUGGUGGAAAUUUUAUAGAGAUAGUUAUCCAGAACUAA
Molecule: messenger RNA, 957 nt
Organism: Arachis stenosperma
Lineage: Eukaryota; Viridiplantae; Streptophyta; Magnoliopsida; Fabales; Fabaceae
Exons: 2
Coding region: 1-957 (318 amino acids)
Source: RefSeq, a predicted model, not a curated record